ACAAGUAACAAUAAAGUUAUUGUUAAUUCACACAAAAAAAUUAAAUUAAACACAGCAUGUUAAAAAACUUAAAUGCUUUUUUUAGCCAAAGAGAAGAUUGACCUUAUCAAGCGGUCAGUUAGACAGACAGGUGGUGGACCAGCACCUCCCCCCUUGACAUCUGCAGAGGAGGCAUUGGCCAAUUCACUGGAUGGGAGGCCAAUAGUUGAAGGGAUAGAUGGAGGGAUAGAUACAGAUGCCAUUGAAGAAAGCAGUCCUGCUCCAUGCAGUUCAUUGUCGGAUGCACCUACAUGUAGUGCAGCUGCUACACCUCAAGUGUCCGAAAAAAACAUCAUGAAGAAAACAAGGCCGGGAACGUGUUCAGAAGUAGACAAAUUAUUGGCCGAAAACCUAAAGAUGGACAAACAAAGGCUGGAGCUAGAGAUUCUGAAGCUGAGAAAAGAAACUGAAAAACUUUCGGAGGAGACUGCCUAUUUUAACGUUAAGAAAUUAUAUUAUCAGUUAAAACUGCAAACAGAGUUCCAGAUUCCUAUUGCUGAGCCUGAAAUGUAAAUUACCUAGUACAUGUAUUGACAUAGAUCCCCCCUCUCUCUCUUCAAAUGAUUAAAAAACAUAAAGGCAUGAAUUAAAUAAUGCAGCUAGAAUUUAUUAAACAUGUUCUAUGAAUAAAUAUACAAUGUACAUGCAUUAAUAUGACACUGAAUAGGCCUUUCAACUAAUUUUUCAUGUUGCACAUAUGGUAAAAAACAUUGCAGAGAUAGAUUUAUAGGUACAUGAAAUUAUCAAAAAAGAUAAUAACUUAUGCAUACAUUUAAUUAAACCAUUAAAAAGUUUAAUUAUUUAUAAAUGACUUUUCCGAUAGGUAACUCGGGUGUGAAAAAUGACCAACUUAGUGCAGAUUUAUGAGUUAUUGUUUAUAGGAAUGACAUAUAGGCUGCUUCAGAAUUGGAAUUGUUAUGUACACAAAAGGGUUCCUUACAUUGUUUUGUACACAAAAGUGUUCACCAUGAGAAAGAGAUUUGCCUUCACUCUACCUGAAAUAACAGGGUCAAAUGAAUGGGUAACAGACUAUAUUCAAUAUUUUUAACUCUCUUUGACGAUUAUUAUGAAGAAGAAAAUUUAAUGUCAUGUUUUUUGUGUUCGCGCUUUUUCACUUCCUAUAUAAAUAUAUAUAUUUUUACAAGUAAAUGCAGCAGUUGAUCAUCUUACUUGUGUAACUAAGCACGAAUGAGAAUGACCGUGAAUAAAAAUUUAAUUAGGUUAGAACUAAGAAGGAGGGUAGAUUUCACUUUUUAUUUUAAUUAAAACUUUUAAUUAUAUGUAGUGAAAUGGUGUCCGCAACUAUACAGUAAAUAAGUUUAACAUUGGUGCUAAAUUUUAAAACCACUGGAUUCUACUGAGAGCAAAGAAAUCCUUAGUAAAUGCUAAAAACUGCCUUGCGUGUAAACAGUUAGAUACCCCGUGUCUGCUCUCAACAUGUUUUAAUAGUGAGUUAUUGUUCAUAAAACCGACCCCUAGCCGCAAUUGAAAGGCCUACACUGAAGUAUUACAUACAUGUACAUGUAUACUGUACAAAUAAUUUUAUUGACACACACAAUAACAAUAAUAGCUUAAAAUAUUAACUAAGAUCCUUUUCCACAUUGUUAUGUAUAAAAAUUAAAAUGUCAUAAUUCAUUUUUAUUUGGUAAUUACUUAGAUUUUUCAAAUAUUGACAACUUUGCAGAAAAUUUGAAAUUUGUACAUAUUCAACUGUUACGUAGUUAGAGUUAUCUGCCCUUAUAUCUAAGAAAUUGUUAUUUACCGUUAAUCACAUAAUUUAUAAAUAGAUUAAACUAUUUUUAGCAUUAUAUAAGAUCAAGAGUAAGAAAUUUAAUUAUUUUCAUUAAUUUUCCCAAUUUAAGCUAGUAAACAACAGCAAUUUCAGCUCACAAAUAGUCCAGUGUCUUUGAACAUUUUUCCUGUGCAAAUAAGGCACAUAUGAAAUGAAUGAAGGAGUCUCAAUAUGCAUAUUUUUACAAGAUAUAUUUUUCUAUAUGAGUUCAAAAUAUAAAAAACAGUUUUUGUUAGUGUCUAGAGCUUUCUUAAUCACAAUUCAUACUAAAAAUUUUUAAUUCACAUGUAUAAGAAAAUAGAACAUAUACGAUCAAAGUAUAACAGUAUAAGUAUGUGUGAAAAGAUGAAAUUGUCAUUCUUUACAUCAUGAUGAAUAAUACUGGGUGUAUACAAAACAUAUAAUGCUGUUUUUGUAUAAUAGCUGUAAUUUUAUGAAAAGAUUGCCUUAUAUUCUGUGUUGGAUACAGAUGCAAAAUGAUUUUGCAAAACAUUUAUUGGAUAAGUAUAGUGUUACAAUGAUUUUAUAUAUAUAUAUACACUGACUUAUUUUCAGAAAAAGUGACAGUGGUGAUGUUCACGUAAUUAAAUAAAUUCUUUAUUGAUCACAAAAUUUAGAGUUUU
Saccostrea cuccullata (small rock oyster) is the source of this 2454-nucleotide messenger RNA. RefSeq lists its product as uncharacterized. NCBI's taxonomy places the organism in Eukaryota, Metazoa, Mollusca, Bivalvia, Ostreida, Ostreidae. The coding region runs from base 73 to 552 and encodes 159 amino acids. The transcript has 3 exons. The record is from RefSeq and is a predicted model, not a curated record.